AUGUCGACAUUACAUGGCACUUACGGUGGUGCCGCCGGGGUGGUGGAGUCUUCCUGCUGUCAUCCACUCGACACCAUCAAGACCCGAACUCAACUCACCAGCCUUUCACCGGCGAUCGUGGCCAAGCGGCUGGUGAAGAACGAGGGUGUCUUCGCGCUGUAUAGAGGACUCUCGGCGGUGAUGGCUGGGAUUGUGCCCAAGAUGAGCGUCAGAUUCAGCUCGUUUGAGUUAUACAAAGGAUGGCUUGGCGCAGCGGAAGGGCACAGCAAGGGGCUGGUGUUCUUGGCAGGUCUGGGAUCGGGCGUUACGGAGGCCGUCAUGGUGGUAACGCCUGCCGAGGUGUGCAAGAUCCGCAUGCAGUCGCAGUCCCUCCAGGUUAUCGCGGAUGGCUCCUCCGGGAAGUAUCGGGACGUGCUGCAGACGGCUACGGUCGUGGUCAGGGAGGAAGGCGUACGGGCGCUGUACAAGGGGCUGGCUCCGACUGUACUGAGGCAGGGUUGCAACCAGGCCGUCAACUUCACCUGCUAUCAAGUCUUCAAGACAAAGUUAUCUGAUCUCCUGGGUACGGAGGAGCUAGCGCCGUGGCACCACAUGUUGCUAGGGGGGCUCAGCGGUGGAAUUGGGCCGUGCGUCAACAACCCGCUCGACGUUAGCAAAACUCGCUUGCAGCAGCAGGUGUUGAUCCCCGGGCAGGCGCCCAAGUACGGCGGUUUCGUGUCGGCGAUCUCGCUCAUCGCCAAGGAGGAAGGGGUGAAGGCUCUGUGGAAGGGCCUCACGCCCCGGCUCAUGCGGAUCAUGCCCGGGCAGGCCAUCACCUUCAUGACCUACGAAUGGGUUUCCAAGAGGCUUCCGGCUUCGCUGGGGACAGGAGUUCUGUCGUAGUUCCACUCGUUCGUUCUCAAACGCGAUUGAUUCGUGCUUGGGACCAUGACCGUGUCUCGAACGGAACGUGACGGCCCUGAUCUGAGUGGCAGUCUAGGCCGACACCGAGCAGCCCUCCCCUUCAGAAAGGGCGUCAAAGUGUCGGGGAUGUUUCUGAUAGGAGUAGGAUCGGUACUUCUCUUCGCCUCGCAAGAUAUAAAAUAAUGGGUGGUCAGUGGUCGAUUGCAUGGUCCGAGUCUCGCUACCACUUUGUCGAAGCAAGCUUCCGUCAGGGGCAAUGGUCUGCAUAGCACUGAGUGAGAGAGGCUUCCACUAUGGCGCGUGUGGGUAGGAGUGUGCGCUGAAGUUCGCUCGUGAGUUGUAUUCGAGGUUCAGGUUGUUAGGCCCAUCCCUGGUACAUGAGGUGACUACUGAGACGACGACUGGCUGCAUUUCCAACGUGGCGCUGUUGUUCGAAAGAGUUUUGUGAAUUCAUUCGGUUGCGCGCGCCCCCCCCCCCCCCAUUUUCGGCCAGGGGUGCGGGAGGGUACCGCGGUG
This is a messenger RNA of Ectocarpus siliculosus, 1419 nucleotides long. The record is from the annotation of a GenBank genome assembly. NCBI's taxonomy places the organism in Eukaryota, Phaeophyceae, Ectocarpales, Ectocarpaceae.